AUGAAGGACGCGCGGGAGCUAUUCCCAUGGCAAGGUAACCAAAAGAUCCUGGCUAGCGAAUUCUGGGCUUCUCUAGAUGGCCAAGACGAAAGUUGCCAGAUGGAAGCAUUGCUACGUGUACUGGCAGCGUUCAUCUUCCACAAACACAACGGGUUUGUCUUUACCAGCGGGCUCAUCCACUUCACAGCCAUACUAGGAAUCGAUGCGGAUGCAGGCCGCCUACGUCCCGCAAAGCACUAUUCGUACCUGCUGGCUGGGGUCGUGUACUGCGUGCGGGUCCUCGGGGCGGAAGUGCUACUCCCAGCAUCCCAGCGUGAUCGCCAGGCCGACAAUGAGCUGGCCGCUUUCCUGACAAAGCGAAGGGAGUUUCUGGCAGACGGCUCGUAUAGUCCCAUAAGCGAGAUACUAAGCCUGUUGGCGUUUAGCAAGCACAUUGCAUUCAACGAUGGAAAUGCCGGUGCAGCCCUGUGGUCGCAGGAUAAAAAGAUCUUAUACUACCGGGGAAAACCC
Paraphaeosphaeria sporulosa is the source of this 510-nucleotide messenger RNA. RefSeq lists its product as uncharacterized. The record is from RefSeq and is a predicted model, not a curated record. The transcript has a single exon. The annotation marks the transcript as partial. Lineage: Eukaryota; Fungi; Ascomycota; Dothideomycetes; Pleosporales; Didymosphaeriaceae.